UUCACUUCACUUCCAACAAAAAUCUUCCCCUAAAAGCAGCAGAGAUGGCGCUCACUGUCCCCGGCACUCAGGGCUCAACUUACCCGGACAUCGUGGAGCUGAACGUGGGCGGCCAGGUGUACGUGACCCGGCUGGACACCCUCACCGCGGUGCCCGACUCUCUCUUGUGGGCGAAGUUCAGCCAAAGUUCCCCGGAAGAUUUGCCCAAAGACAGCAAGGGUCGCUUCUUCUUCGACCGCGACGGCUUUCUGUUCCGAUACAUCCUGGACUACUUGCGGGACUCGGAGCUCUUUUUGCCGGAGUUCUUCAAGGAGAGGCGGCGGCUCCAGAAGGAGGCGGACUUCUUCCGACUGCCGGAGCUGUCCAGGCAACUCGGCGAGGAGGACAGCUCCCUCGCGGAGGACAGCGCGGAGCCGGAGGACGCGGAGCUCCUCAGCCCGGCCACCACCCCUUCCUCCUCGGACAGAACGCCGCGCUCGCCCGGGUCCACUUCGGGGUACAUCACCGUGGGCUACCGGGGCAGUUACACCGUCGGCAGAGACAUCCAAGCGGACGCCAAGUUCCGGCGGGUGGCCCGGAUCACCGUGUGCGGCAAGAUCGCCCUCACCAAGGAAGUCUUCGGGGACACUUUGAACGAGAGCCGAGACCCGGACCGACCGCCGGACAAGUACACGUCCCGGUACUACCUCAAGUACAACUUCCUGGAGCAGGCCUUCGACCGCCUGGCCCAAGCCGGCUUUCACAUGGCGGCCUGUAGCUCCACCGGGACUUGUGCCAACAACGACCCCGGCGAGGACAGGAUGUGGACCAGCUACACCGAGUAUGUUUUCUGCCGGUAACUGCAUGUGAAGACCCAAGAUGGGGACUUCAGGAGGGUUUAAGUGUCCUCGAUGUACUCAAGAGUGUGUAAAAGUACACACUGAAAAUACACUCGCCAAAGAAGAUAGCCGCAAGCUGUCCAAUGUGCGGAACUGAAACAAGUCACACCAUCACGUCAUGUGUUGGCCACAUUGUGUGUGUGUGUGUGUGUGUGUGUGUGUGUGUGUGUGUGUGUGUCAUGUGAGAGACAUGUCUAACCUAAACACACACUGACUCUCUUUCUUGUUGAAGCCCAGCCAGCAUCCAACCAACUCAGACUUUCAACUUUUUAAAAAAAAUAAAAAAACACUUGUUUGACAUCAUUUUUUGGGCACUGUGCUUAAAAAGAAAAUAAAGAAAAUCUUUCUUGGCAUGGCUCUCUCGGCAGCACAAAGGGCCUUUGUUUACUGCAUGGGCAGAAAAGCUCGCCAUUUGGAGCGAAUAUAUAAAUUAAAAAAAUGAAAAAACACUUAUUUUGGGGCACAAACUCACACAUGCACACAACUUUCUUUGUGUAGGAG
Molecule: messenger RNA, 1379 nt
Organism: Nerophis ophidion (straightnose pipefish)
Lineage: Eukaryota; Metazoa; Chordata; Actinopteri; Syngnathiformes; Syngnathidae
Product: BTB/POZ domain-containing protein KCTD12-like
Exons: 2
Coding region: 45-839 (264 amino acids)
Biological process (GO): protein homooligomerization; regulation of G protein-coupled receptor signaling pathway
Cellular component (GO): presynaptic membrane; postsynaptic membrane
Molecular function (GO): protein binding
Source: RefSeq, a predicted model, not a curated record